Messenger RNA from Ogataea haglerorum, 1425 nucleotides. RefSeq lists its product as uncharacterized. The record is from RefSeq and is a predicted model, not a curated record. NCBI's taxonomy places the organism in Eukaryota, Fungi, Ascomycota, Pichiomycetes, Pichiales, Pichiaceae. Bases 1 to 1425 code for a protein of 474 amino acids. The transcript has 2 exons. Gene Ontology annotation, cellular component: U4/U6 x U5 tri-snRNP complex; spliceosomal complex. Gene Ontology annotation, biological process: carbohydrate metabolic process; mRNA splicing, via spliceosome.
AUGUCUUCUACCGACUCCUAUGGUCGUCGGACCUGGGACGAGGCCGAAUAUGCGGAGCGGGCUCGGCAGAGGCAGCAGCAGGGCAACCAGUCUGCUGACCUGGCGUCGCAGAAGAACGUGCGCAAGUUCUUUGAGUCGCGCAGGGAGCAACUUGAAAAGGUUGAGAAAUUCAAUAGUGUCACGUUUGUGGGUUCCAUGAACGCCAAGGAGGCCAGUUUCUUCUGCGAUGUUUGCAAUCGAAGAUUUAAGGACGACCUCAAGUUUGUCGAGCACCUCAAUUCCAAGGAGCAUUUGGUAAACUCUGGAUUUUCGCACGAGUCGGAGCUUCAGCGCGAAGUGACGCUCGAGCAGGUGAAGGAGAGACUCAGGCAGUUAAAGGCGAAGAUGGAGAGGAGUCGGGAGAAGGCUCCUGAGGUUGAUUUUGCCACUGGGGUGCAGCAGAUGAGAGAGAAGUACGAGCAGCAGAAGCAAAAGAAGAAGGCGAAGAAGCGGAAGCGCCAGGAGCGCCAGGACCCUGACGUGGAUGCAGAGGACCUUGAAGUCAAGAAAUUGAUGGGAUUUGGGAGCUUCAAAAACAAGGAUGAAAAGAGAGAAUUUCGGAUCUCGAACCUGAAAGAUGCCUCUCUGAUAGGCUUGAACAGUGUGACUUUGGCUUUUCUGACCAACGAUCGCUAUGAAGAGAUUGAGCAGUGGAUAGACGACAUUCGUCAGUUCCCAGGACAGGUCAUUAUUUCUAUCGGCGGCGCAACAGGCGAGUAUCCUUCAGAUUGUCGGUCUGUUGAAGAAGAGGCUUCUCGGCUAAUUGAGUUGGUUGCCAGGGCAGGAUUUACAGGGAUCGAUCUGGAUAUUGAAGGCACUGUUCUAGAGAGGCACAGUAAGGUUGCAAAAAUUGCUAAAAUUAUAAAUCUUGUCCAGAGCCACUUCGGGGAACAGUUCUACGUUUCACUUACUCUCCCUAUCGAAUUCGAGGGAGGAUUGAAUGAUGAUGCCCUUUGGGCUUUGAAUAUGAUGAUCAGCAGCAAGGUCCAUUUGAAUGUUGUCAACGCUAUGAUCAUGGAUUAUUACACUAAGCUGCCCCACGGAUCCAACUGGGGGGCGGAGAACAUUCGCGUACUGAAGGAGAUGAACCGCCAAUUGCGAUUGAACUUGCAUCUUACCGAGGAGCAGGCUUGGAGAAUGACUGGGUUAUGCCCAAUGAUAGGUUACAACGACGACAAUACGGUUUUCUCGCUCGAAGAUUUUGAUAGAGUGUUGGCUUUUGCCAAGUCUAAAAAUGUCGCUCUCGUGACCUAUUGGGCGAUAAAUAGGGACCAGGUGGCUCCGACCCGCGAUAUGUUGAAGUUGAAGAAGAACGUGUAUGCUUUUUCGAACGCACAGAGCCGCGACCUCGAGUAUUGUCGCAAGGUACAAGACUACUUUCACUAA